AUGUUUGGUAUACUUAUAUUAUAUUUGUCAUCUCCUGGAAUUCCAAAAAUAUUGGAUAUAAUUAUUCCAUUAAAUGAAUCACGACCACGAAUAUUUCUGUAUGAAACAGAAUAUUUUAUCGAUCAAGAUAAAUAUUAUUUUUAUAUACUUAUUCAUGCAUACAUGACUGUUCCAGUUUCACUUGGAAUUAUUGUUUUUUUUGAUAAUGUACUUGGAACAUAUAUUCAUCAUGCAACAGGGAUGUUUGAAAUUGUUAGAUUUAUAGAUUUGGUUGAAUCAACUGGUACAAUAGCACUUUUAUUUGUUGUUGGACUUAAUACGUUGAUAAUAACAGUAACAGGAAUGUCGACUGUAAUGAAAAUUGAAGAACCAAGUGAAGCAUUUCGAAAUAUGGCAUUUACAAUUGGUGGUAUAUUUCAUUUAUUUUACAACAGUCAUCAGGGAAAUUUAUUGAUGAGUCAGAGUAAAGAUGUCUUUGAAGAUGUUUACUCGAGUGAGUGGUACACAUUACCUCCAAGUUUACAAAAACUUUUGAUACCAAUAAUGAUGAGAGCUAAAAAACCAUCAGUAUUAACAGCUGGUGGUCUAUAUGUUUUAUCAAAUGACAGUUUUAGUCUGGUUCUUAGAAAGGCCAUGUCAUUUUUUACGGUGCUCAAUUCGGCACGUUAG
Molecule: messenger RNA, 669 nt
Organism: Aphidius gifuensis
Lineage: Eukaryota; Metazoa; Arthropoda; Insecta; Hymenoptera; Braconidae
Product: odorant receptor 49b-like
Exons: 6
Coding region: 1-669 (222 amino acids)
Biological process (GO): detection of chemical stimulus involved in sensory perception of smell; sensory perception of smell
Cellular component (GO): plasma membrane
Molecular function (GO): odorant binding; olfactory receptor activity
Source: RefSeq, a predicted model, not a curated record